AUGGCGCUGCUGGCGAUGAGCUUGGUGCUGGCGCUGCUGGCCCGGGACCUGGCAGCCUCUCUGAACAAUCAAUUCGGUCUAUCUUCAAGAUAUAGAAAAGCAAACUGUGAUGAAUAUACAUUGCCAGGAUGUCCCAGAGACUUUAACCCUGUAUGUGGAAGCGACAUGUCCACUUAUCCCAACGAGUGUACUCUGUGCAUGAAAAUCAGGGAAGAUGGUCAUGAUAUAAAAAUAAUCCGAAAUGGACCGUGCUGA
Messenger RNA from Pipistrellus nathusii (Nathusius's pipistrelle), 255 nucleotides. Lineage: Eukaryota; Metazoa; Chordata; Mammalia; Chiroptera; Vespertilionidae. The record is from the annotation of a GenBank genome assembly.